Molecule: messenger RNA, 423 nt
Organism: Histoplasma mississippiense
Lineage: Eukaryota; Fungi; Ascomycota; Eurotiomycetes; Onygenales; Ajellomycetaceae
Exons: 2
Coding region: 1-423 (140 amino acids)
Source: RefSeq, a predicted model, not a curated record
AUGGACCCGAACCAUAAUGUCGGUGUCGUUAUAACUUACCAACCAGGCGCGACAAAUACGCUACGCGUAAACACACGCUCCCUCCACAGCCUCUUUGACCAGAUAUCACAACUAUCCCCUGCAUCCCCUGAAUCUGCCACGAACAAUCCCCUGACCCCAGGACCGGAUUGGGACAUUACCUCGCUAUUCAAAACGAGCGUCAGCGAAAAUGACGCUGCGCGUGCUCUCAGCGAAGAGAUUGAGCGCACUUGCAUGCGGGGCGCGCCGGAUAAAAACGGCGCUGCCGAUACAGGCGGCUCGGGGCGUGUUCAUAAACAUACAAUGGUUGAAGAGAGGGAGAUCAUCUCGACGGCUAGUGCGAAGAAACGGACGGGAUAUUUGGAGCAUUUGGUAUUUGAUAUUAAGAAGCUAGUAUGGGCUUGA